AUGGCCGAGCAAAACGAAGGAAUCCAAACUGUACAAAAUCCCGAUGUCGUCCAAAAAUAUCAAAUGGCGGCAGAAAUUUCGAAUCGCGUGCUUAAGUUGGUUAUUGAAUCCGCUGUAGAUGGAGCAAGAAUAUUGGAUCUUUGUGCAUUAGGUGAUAAAUCAAUAGAGGAUGGUGUGAAAAAUCUUUUUGCGAAAGCUAAGAAUAUCUCUAAAGGCAUUGCUUUUCCAACUUGCGUUUCUGUCAAUCAUAUCAUCUGUCAUUUUUCUCCGUUAUCAUCUGACCCUGAAGGAUCUGAAGUAUUGAAAAAUGGUGAUUUAGUAAAAAUUCAAUUAGGUGCUCAAAUUGAUGGUUAUGCUUCAAUCGUGGCUACUACUAUUGUUGUUGGUGCAUCUAAAGACAAACCUGUCAAGGGUAGAUUAGCCGAUGUCAUAACCGCUGCUCAUCUGGCAUCGGAGGCUGCCUUGAGGUUAGUAAAACCUGGUUUAUCCAAUAACAAAGUAACCGAAACGAUACAAAAGAUUGCUAAAUCUUUCGACACAAAUUCUGUUGAAGGAAUGUUAUCAUAUCAGCAGGAAAGAAAUGAUAUUGAGGGUAAAAAACAAAUUAUUCUCAAUCCGAAUGAAGCUCAAAAACGCGACUUUGAAACCGUACAAUUCGGUGAGAAUGAAGUAUAUGGUAUUGAUAUCUUGAUCUCAACUGGAGAAGGAAAACCUAAGCCUUCUUCUAUCCGUACCACUGUUUAUAAAAAGACUGGAAAUACAUAUUCUUUAAAGAUCAAAACAUCACGUCUCAUAUUUAAUGAGAUUAGUCAAAAAUUUGGCACUUUUCCUUUCCCCCUGAGAGCAUUGGAGGAUGAAAAAAAGGCUAGAUUGGGUAUAGCCGAAUGUGCAAGUCACGCAUUAGUGACACCAUAUGAUGUGUAUCAAGGAAAAGAAGGAGAUUUUGUGGCACAGUUCUUUAAUACAGUUCUUUUAACCAAAAAUGGAUCAAUUAAAAUUACAAACACAUUUUACGAUCCAGAGAUUGUGCAAAAUGCUGCUGAAGAAAAAAAAGAUGAGACUGAAACUGCGGACGAAUAA
This is a messenger RNA of Cetraspora pellucida, 1080 nucleotides long. Lineage: Eukaryota; Fungi; Glomeromycota; Glomeromycetes; Diversisporales; Gigasporaceae. The record is from the annotation of a GenBank genome assembly.